UAGAUUAAAAAAACAUAGGGAUCGCUUCACCGUUCGCUCCUCACUGUUCUUUCGUCUUCUCCGGCGAUUGUUUCCCUUUCCUCUCGAAUUCUCGUCUCCGUUAAGGCUUCCACAAGUUAACAUCAGAAAGUUAAUGCACUAAGUAUUGGGGGAAAGAGAUGAGCUUUACUCAGGCUAAUUGUUUUAGACCAUCCUACCACUCUCCUGUGACGACGAGGAUACCUAAAGCUAAUGGUGUCUCCACCAGUGUACCUGUUAGAGCAACUGCUUCGGUGUCUACUCUGUUUUCGCCUCUGUUAAGUCACCGGCGUAGUGGGAAAUGGAAGCAAAGUUCUGCUGUUUGCUUGUUUGGUGGUGGCAAGGAUAAGUCCAAUGGUGGCGGUGACGAGAUAUCACCAUGGAAAGCAAUAGAGAAAGCUAUGGGGAAGAAGUCAGUUGAAGAUAUGUUACGGGAGCAGAUUCAAAAGAAAGAUUUUUAUGAUACUGAAAGCGGCGGCGGCAACGUUCCUCCACGUGGAGGAGGAGGCGGUGGUGGUAACGGUGGAGAGCGUCCUGAAGGAUCAGGAGGAGAAGAAGACGGUGGUGUCGCUGGGAUUGCUGAAGAGACUCUGCAAGUGGUUUUAGCCACCUUAGGCUUCAUCUUUUUGUACACUUACAUUAUCAAUGGGGAGGAGUUGAUAAAACUUGCAAGAGAUUACUUUAGGUUUCUUUCGGGGAAACCUAAGACCGUUCGGUUGACACGAGCCUUGGAUGGUUGGAAUAGAUUCAUGGCGACGAUGUCGAAGCCCAAAGAGUAUGAUGAGUACUGGCUAGAGAAGGCGAUCAUCAACACGCCUACCUGGUACGACAGUCCCGAGAAGUACAAGCAAGUCCUCAAGGCUUAUGUCGACUCAAAGACUGAUGAACAGUUCGAUUAAACCCCUUGUCAGUUUCACUUUUGUUUACUCAGUACCUAUUCACAAUCACAAUUGAGGUUUUCUUUGGUUUAUCGUAAGGCUUUUCAAAUAAAUGAUCCUGUUCUUGAA
Molecule: messenger RNA, 1025 nt
Organism: Raphanus sativus (radish)
Lineage: Eukaryota; Viridiplantae; Streptophyta; Magnoliopsida; Brassicales; Brassicaceae
Exons: 4
Coding region: 159-917 (252 amino acids)
Cellular component (GO): chloroplast
Source: RefSeq, a predicted model, not a curated record